UCAAGGGUGCACACUCAGCAUUACUAUGGAAACAAGUCAACUGUGCACGACGCAAAUCUCGUGGUCAGCUGGGUCCACAUAAAGGACAUUCAUAUCUUGACUCAUACUGGUUAAGGAACCUUGCGCGAUAGAUGGCGUCUCUGGGCUCCUCCAAGCUGCAGACCAAGAUGAGUGCGUGGACGCCCCUCAACCACCCAGUAGCUAAUGGCAAGGUCUUUUCAGAGAGACGAACUCUGCUUGUUAAAUGGUUCGACAAGUGGUCGGAGGGCCAGAGGAAGUGUGUCCUGCAGGACUUCCUAUCCCGGUGUUCAGCGGUUCAGCUGCGGUUUGUGAGCAGCUCCCUGGAGCGGCAGCUCCCCCUGCAGGCGGUGGACUUCACCUGCAUGCUGCCGCGGGUCCUAUCUCUAUUCAUCUUCUCCUAUCUCGACCCCCGCAGCCUCUGUCGUUGUGCCACGGUGAGCUGGCACUGGCGGGGCAUCGUGGAGCUGGACCUGCUGUGGAUGCCAAAGUGUGUGCGCCUCGCCUGGACUCUCCCCUUCUCCCCAACCCCCUAUGAGACCAGCGUCUGGAAGAGGCUCUACGUGGAGACCGUCAGGAUGCUGCGAUGCACUGCGGGACCCCAGACCCCAUGCUGCCAGGCAUUCAUAGUUCCUGAGGUCACCGCCAUCCGAUCCGCGACUCCAAACCCCAUAGAACAAGCCCUGUUCGACCAGGUGCGCUUGAUAUACACCCCCCAGCAGGCCAGAGACGAACCUUCCAGCAGGAGGAGCCUAGAGGCAGGGGAGGGGCAGCAGCCGGGCCUGGGUCUACCUCCAUGGAGACACGCCGACAGACACCCUAAAGACACCCAGCGCUUCAACUACCUGUCCAACCUGGACCCCGUGGAUCAGGCUAAGCAAGCGCAAAUGCGGGGCAGCAUGGACAGCGUGAGGAAGCCGCUGACUGCGGGCAGCUAUAAACUACGCAAAGCCAAGUCCCAGCCAAGUCAGACACGUCCAGACUGGGCCACGCCCACCCCCUCCUCCUGCGACCCCCAUGUUACCAUGGCGAGCCGGGCGGCAUCGGCCCAGUGGAAUGCUGGGAUCCGGCCGGGUCCGGUGAGGCCGGCGGUCCCUAGGCUGAGUGUGGAGGCCCUCAGAGCCUCCCAGCGGACAUCACGGAGCCCUCCCAGCGUACCGCUGUUUGAGAGCCAGCCUUGGAUAUCCUUGGAUCAUAGAACACCCAAUUUACACCCUCUGCUGGAAUAA
This is a messenger RNA of Gadus chalcogrammus (walleye pollock), 1247 nucleotides long. It is a transcript of the gene fbxo16, whose product is annotated as F-box protein 16. Bases 132 to 1247 code for a protein of 371 amino acids. The record is from RefSeq and is a predicted model, not a curated record. NCBI's taxonomy places the organism in Eukaryota, Metazoa, Chordata, Actinopteri, Gadiformes, Gadidae. The transcript has 9 exons. Gene Ontology annotation, molecular function: protein binding.